Molecule: messenger RNA, 2434 nt
Organism: Scylla paramamosain (green mud crab)
Lineage: Eukaryota; Metazoa; Arthropoda; Malacostraca; Decapoda; Portunidae
Product: aurora kinase B-like
Exons: 7
Coding region: 38-1090 (350 amino acids)
Biological process (GO): regulation of cytokinesis; mitotic spindle organization; protein phosphorylation
Cellular component (GO): spindle microtubule; spindle midzone; kinetochore
Molecular function (GO): protein kinase activity; ATP binding
Source: RefSeq, a predicted model, not a curated record
UAAAAAUAGUAAUUGGCAAACCAGAAUUUAAAGGUCUAUGUGUCCGCCAAUCAGCGCACGACAGGCAAGUUUAAAUCGCCCGAGUCGGACUGGAGAGCUCACGGCACAUUUAACAAUUUCCACUCCUUUCUGGACCUCCUGUUGGCCCGUGCUGCCGCUAAAUUCUACCCAGGGACUCGAGGAAUACUGCUGCAAGAGUACCAAGAUGCAGGCCACCGCAGAGAUGUCUUCAGCAGGCCAGCAGAUCAGUGGGGGCACCUCAACAAACUGUAAUUCCUCUAGGGAUCAGAAGAAGUGGUCGCUAGAUAACUUCGAGAUCGGACGGCCACUGGGCAAGGGGAAGUUUGGCAGUGUGUAUCUGGCGCGGGAGAAAGUCAGCAAGUACAUCGUGGCUCUCAAGGUGCUGUUCAAGUCUCAGCUGCAGAAGGCAAAUGUGGAGCAUCAACUGAGGCGGGAAAUUGAAAUCCAGGCUCACUUAAGACAUCCCAACAUCCUGCGCAUGUACGGUUACUUCUACGAUGACAAGCGGGUUUACCUCAUCCUUGAGUUCGCACCACGAGGGGAACUCUACAAGGAAAUGAAGGGUCAGAAGGAUGGCAGGUUUAAUGAACAGAGAGCAGCUAAGUUCAUCAAGCAACUCACACAGGCAUUGAUAUACUGCCACGGCAAGAAGGUCAUUCAUCGAGACAUCAAGCCAGAGAACCUUUUACUCAAUCUCAGCGGUGACCUCAAGAUUGCUGACUUUGGCUGGUCUGUCCACGCUCCGUCCUCCAGACGAACCACACUAUGCGGCACGCUGGACUACCUUCCACCAGAGAUGGUAGAGGGCAAGGACCACGACGAGAAGGUGGACUUGUGGUCGCUGGGGGUCCUCUGCUACGAGUUCCUAUGUGGCAACCCGCCCUUCGAGACAGAGAAAAGCAGCGACACCUACGCCCGCAUCUGCAAGGUGGACAUCCACUUCCCCUCGUAUGUCUCCCCCAAGGCACGCGAUCUCAUUGUGAAGCUCCUCCGACACAACCCUAAGGACAGGCUGCCCCUGACUGAGGUCCUGCAGCACCCUUGGAUCCUGGAGAAUGUCAAGGAUUAAGUGAUUACUCCUUCACACUCCCUCAACACACACACACACACACACACACACACACACACAACACAACACAACACAACACAACACUUUAAAUCCUUCAAGUGGUAAUAAUUAUGGUAUAUAUUUGUAGAGAUGAAGGAAUGAGUGUAUAUUUGUAUGUAUAUCAUGGGCUUGUGAUAAUACUUACUGCUUGGUGUAUUCCGAGCCUUAGUUGUGAGUUGUGGUAGUUGGCUGGCAGCAAGCAUUACUCGACUUCACUAUCUUGGAUGACUCACUGAAUAUUACAGUGCUGCAGUGAGAAGUUGCAAUAUCUCAUUCCCAUCCUUCCUGUCUUAUCCUUCCUUGUCUAUCCUGUUUUUUUUAUUGUAUAUUAACGUCUGUGUAUAUUUUUCUACUCUGUAAAUGAAUGAGCAAGCAAGGGUGUGUGUGUGAGGAGCAGCAAAAGACAUUCAUAUUCUUUUCCCCUUCAUUGUGUUACUGUUUCUAUGUCAAGUUGCAAGACAAGGAACAGUAACUUCCUUCCUAUAUAGCCUUUCUUAUCAGCAAGGCAGUGUGGUGCAGUCACAACAUAUGUUAUAUUCUCCACACCUCACUGUAGCAUUGUAAUGUUCACUAAUGCUUACUCUUUUUGCUUUUAUUGAUUUUAGUCUUUAUUACUCUAUUAAUUUUAGUCUUAUUACUCCACAAAGGUUCUAUGUGACAAGUCAGAUUAACAAGUGAUUUUAAAUUACUCUCUCUCUCUCUCUCUCUCUCCCCUAAACUGCAAGAUCUGUUUAUUUUAGUCAUACCACUCUUAAGCAUCAAACAAACAUAAUUUCUUACUUACUCUCUUGAGCGAAUACUGUUGUAAAUCUUGCCACUUUAUUCCUACACCAUUCUUCAGUAACAAACUGAAAAAUAUCAUCCUUCUGUUUUCUGUCUUUGUCUUUAAGAUUUAUUUAGCUUCUUUUAUUCCUACACCAACCUUGUGCAUCAAAAUAAAUGUGGUCCAUUUUUUUCUCUUCUCUCUUUUAUGUUAGCAUCAUUGCAAGAUUAAUUUAGUUUUAUUUAUGACUUGUUCAGUGUUAGCUUUAGUCCGUUGCUGAUGUGUGUCGCCACUUCAGCUCCCUAACCAUUGUGUUACUGAGGCCACCCGUGUUUCAUUAGAGUUAAGUCCCUCUCGUUGAGCUGUACAUAGUCCCCCUCGGUGCCUUAUUGUUGUCAGUAAGCAUCGGUCAUCCCAUCCCUUCGUUACCUAAGGCUAUUUUUUUAUUGAAUCAAGGUGGUGAACCUGUCCUUGUUUUGCUCCACUCUGCUGUAUCUGUUGGUAAAAAGACUUCAAAUAAAGAAGUUAUUGUCCAUACUAAA